AUGGCGACCAAGGCGGCACUCACAGCAGCUCUCGUGAUGGCUCUGCUGGCCUUAGCCAGCGCCACGACCUUCACCACGACGGUGACGACCACCUCGUUCGAGGAAGAGGGGAACCCGAGGCAGCAGCAGUGCAGGCAGCAGCUGCAGGGGAGGGAGUUCCGCUCGUGCCAACGCUACUUCUCGCAGAGGAGCAGCAGCCCCUACGAGGAGGAGGAGGAGGAGGAAGAAGUCCUGGAGAUGAGCACCGGAUCAAGGCAGACCAGGCACAGGCAGCCACAGCUGAACGAGUGCUGCGAGCAGCUCAGGGAGAUGGACAGACACCAGUGCGGAUGCGAGGCCAUCAAGCACGCCGUGCAGCAGGCACAGCAGCAGGGAGGAAGGUCGCGCUACCAGACCGGGCAGAGCGAGAGCGAGCAGAUCUACCAGAAGGCGCGCUCCCUUCCCAGCAUGUGCGGACUGCGCGAGCAGCAAUGCCAGUUCCGCGUUGUGCUUGUCUAG
Salvia splendens (bonfire salvia) is the source of this 498-nucleotide messenger RNA. RefSeq names its product 2S albumin. The coding region runs from base 1 to 498 and encodes 165 amino acids. The transcript has a single exon. Lineage: Eukaryota; Viridiplantae; Streptophyta; Magnoliopsida; Lamiales; Lamiaceae. The record is from RefSeq and is a predicted model, not a curated record. Gene Ontology annotation, molecular function: nutrient reservoir activity.